UUGUUCUCUAGGCAAUUUAAAUGCCCCGACUUCCCCAAAACCGUUAAACAAAGUUUCGAAUAAAACGCUUCGUUUUGUAAUUAUUUUUAAAAAAGUAGUAUAUCAAUGAUUGUCGCUUAUUUACACAAAUCAGGAAUUUACAGUUAUUGUUGACUCGAAAUUUUCUUUUAAUUCAAGCAUUGCCUCGGUGAGGUUUCCGAUAUAAAACCUUAGCACUUGCAGUUAACCAGAAUGUUGAAAGGAAAAGAAAAUUCCGCUCAGGUAACAACACAUUUCGGUAUUCUGGAUAACGCUACAAAACCAUUGAAAUCAAGGAAUGCCAUGAAUAUACAGGAAAACGAUAAGAGUUCAGUGACUUGUAAUAAAGAAUUGAAAAUGGACAAUGAUAAUUUAGUGAAAAAUCCAAUUAAAAGUAAUCUUAAUGAUAAUAAAUCGAGUGUAAAAUCGCCGGAUUUAAUGCCACCACCGAAAAUGCCACCUACAUCGAAAUCGAGUGAUUUAAGUGAACAGAAAAAUAAAAUUCUAGAAAAAGGAUGUAUUGAUAAAAUGAAAGAGGGUACGAAAAAAUGGGUGUUGACUGAUUUCGACAUUGGCAGACCAUUGGGUAAAGGAAAAUUCGGAAAUGUUUAUUUAGCUAGACAUAAAGAUACUUCAUUUAUUAUUGCAAUGAAGGUACUUUUUAAGGAUCAAAUAAUAAAAGCUGGCGUUGAACAUCAAGUGCGUCGGGAAAUUGAAAUUCAAACACAUCUUAGACAUCGUAAUAUUCUUCGCAUGUAUGGCUAUUUUCAUGACGACAAACGAAUAUAUAUAAUUUUAGAAUAUGCGCCUAAAGGAGAAUUGUAUAAAGAAUUAAAUGCUCAAGAGAAUAAGAGAUUCGAUGAAGUUAGGACAGCUACCUACAUAACUCAAUUGGCCGACGCUUUGAGAUAUUGUCAUAAAAGAAAAGUAAUACAUCGUGAUAUAAAACCGGAAAAUCUCUUACUCGGUCUUCAUGGUGAAUUGAAGAUUGCCGAUUUUGGUUGGUCCGUUCACGCUCCAUCAUCACGACGGACGACAUUGUGCGGAACUCUAGAUUAUUUACCGCCUGAAAUGGUUAAAGGACAUACGCAUAAUCAUACCGUGGAUUUGUGGUGCAUUGGAGUUUUGUGCUACGAAUGCUUAGUUGGAGAACCUCCUUUCUUAGCGAAAACAUACGAUGACACUUAUUUAAAAAUCACAAAAGCCCGUUACAAGUGUCCCGCAUUUGUUAGCGAAGGUGCACAAGAUUUAAUGGCGAAGUUAUUGGUAGUUGAUCCUGAACGACGACUGAGUUUAGACGGAAUUCUUAAUCAUCCCUGGAUUGUUAAAAAUCGUACAAUUGAACCGACACAAACAUGAAAAGUAAUGAAAUACCGUGGGUUAAAUGAAUAAUUGAAUGUAAUUUAUCAAUCUAAUGUUUUAUUUUAUUAUAUGACAUUUAAUUUAAUUUUUAAAAACAUUUUUCAGAUAUUUUCUCUUUAUUACGAAUAAAAUUUUUAUUCAAGAA
Molecule: messenger RNA, 1525 nt
Organism: Leptopilina heterotoma
Lineage: Eukaryota; Metazoa; Arthropoda; Insecta; Hymenoptera; Figitidae
Product: aurora kinase C-like
Exons: 5
Coding region: 232-1377 (381 amino acids)
Biological process (GO): mitotic spindle organization; regulation of cytokinesis; protein phosphorylation
Cellular component (GO): spindle microtubule; chromosome passenger complex; spindle pole centrosome
Molecular function (GO): protein kinase activity; ATP binding
Source: RefSeq, a predicted model, not a curated record